Folsomia candida is the source of this 1982-nucleotide messenger RNA. RefSeq lists its product as uncharacterized. The transcript is spliced from 6 exons. The coding region runs from base 103 to 1206 and encodes 367 amino acids. Gene Ontology annotation, cellular component: cytoplasm. Gene Ontology annotation, biological process: protein transport. NCBI's taxonomy places the organism in Eukaryota, Metazoa, Arthropoda, Collembola, Entomobryomorpha, Isotomidae. The record is from RefSeq and is a predicted model, not a curated record.
UCCAUACAUACACCGACCAACUUUAUAUACGAGUGGAAAUCAGCAGGAAAUUGGUAACUUGCAAGAAAUACCGUACUAUUUUUGAAAAAGUUUUUGAAAAAAAUGGGAACAUUCAAGUACAUGAAGUCGAUUUCCUUCGAGCGUCCAUCCCUCGUUUUUACAGCGGGUGAAAGUAUUAAAGGAAAUUUAAUUUUUGAUGGGGCUCCAACUACGAGCAAAAUUUUUGAUUUGCACUUGAUUUUGACUGGUGUCGUGAGACAAUCAAAUUCGUAUCGACCGUACGUCGAAAAUAAGCGACAUUUGUCGGAUUAUUCGUACAAUAUUUUGCAGACGUAUUCCAAAUGCAGGGUUACCAAGGGAACAGAAGAUGCGGUGACAAUUCCUGCAAAAACGAGAACUGAGGUUGGAUUCGAACUCGAUAUACCGGAAUCUCUCUGGUCAACUUUCCUCGGGGGGCUGGGGUACACGGUUUACCGAAUAAUUAUAAUUGGUCGUCCGAACAGCGCCAUUUUUGCGAAGGAAGGCGUCCUCUGUCAUAAGGAGAUUGUCAUUAUUGGACUCGUCAAUUCCAUCAGGGACGGAUUUGUGGAUGAGUUUAAUGAGACCAAGGUAUUCACCUCAAAAUCGGGCGGAAACCAGACGGCGAAAUUGAGCGUUCACCUGGACAAAAUGUGUGCCACGCCGGGUGACAUGUUCAGCUUCCGGGUUAAGGUGGAAAAUGGGUUGAAAUUACCGUUGGGUGCGAUUAAAAUGGUUUUCCAGCAGAAUGUGACCUACGACUUUUCCGGAAUGCCGAGCCUGUUUCUGCAAAAGGAUAAGGAGGUGAAUUUCCUGGUUCAGAAGGAGGGCCCCACAAUUCCGCCAGGCCCGGGGAGAACGGUCCCUUGGAAUUGGAGCUUCCAAAUUCCGCACACCGUCCCCUCCGAAAUGGGGGCGGAGGGUUGUCCACUCAUUAAAGUGUCCUAUUGCAUACUUUUCAUCGUCGCGAAGUUUGUCAACUUGAAGGUGACCGUGCCGAUCCAUUUGGGCACACCCACCAGUGACGAGUCCGAGUGGGAAGAGUUGUCCCUCGAGUACGGAAAACUGCUCAAGCGCAGUCUCUCCUCGCAGUCGCUGGCCGCGUGGGGCGACGACAAGUCGGAAAGCUGCUGGUCCCUCCUGGAACUUGAGGGGGCAGGCGAGGGGGGUAGUCGUCAAGUCACUUAAGUUGAAACUAGAGUGCAAUUCACGUCAAUCUCUGUAACUCUGUAGACUUUGUAAAGUUAUAAACUAGACAAUCAAUGUUAAAUCCAAAUUCUCUUCUAAAUGAUGCUUUUUAUGAAUUUAAUCGCCACGCUAAAAUUUUUCCUCGUUUCAGUUGCGUAAACCUUGUAAAGCUUCAACUUCAAGAGAUCCAUUAUUUCAUGGUAUUUUUAGUAACACAGAUUGACAAGUUUAAAUUUCGUCCUGUCAAAUGUUUUCAAAAAGGAAACAACGAAAUUUUACGAAUUUUUAACCUUACAAUAAAAACCAUUGCAACUAAAAAUUUUGGCACGUUUGUUUUACAAAUAAAUAAAAGACGAAGUUUAGAAUAAAUUGAAUUGCCUUUUUCUCAAAUUUUCUGUUUCUCUUUUCAAAAUGUAUUCAGAAAUUUUCUACGUUUGAAAAUCUUGGAAUUUAAAACCUAGGAAUGUUUUCUAAUACGCUUUAUAUGUAGGUUAAUGCGUACAAUUUUUGUGUAAAGAUAGAAACAAUUUUAAGACGCCAUUACAAAAUUCAUAUGAAUUUAUGAUAUAUCAAAAAUCUGAAACUGGUUUUAUUAAUUCUUUACGUAAAUUUUACGGAGUUACAAAGUUUUACCUGAAUACGUAAAUAUGUGUGUAGCACAAUUCUAAACACGAGGUACAACUGGGCGAAUUAAGUGAUAAAUAAAUACAUAAAAAGUAUUAUCUAUGCACUUAACCUGUAGUAAAUAAAUACGCAAUAAAAUAAUCUGUGAUAGA